GUGCACCUCUGAACGCUUCCAAAGGAUACUUACCUUGCCAGUACUAAUUCACGGUUGCACUCACGGAGACGCAGCCAUGGCUUCCGCGUCGACGAAGGUGGCCACCACAAAAUCGAUUCUGAAACUGGUAACGACUUUGAAAGGUCAUAGAGAUCAGAUUCAAUCGAUAUCCUACUUUCCAGACGGCCAGCGAAUAAUCAGCGGAUCUUUGGACAAGACCGCUCGGCAAUGGAAUCUGAAGGCGGGCGAGGAAAUUGAGGGAGCGCAAAGUGUUUUCGAGGGGACGGUAUAUGCGGUGGCAGUAUCAAGGGAUGGUCGAUGGGUUGUCACUGGUGGUGGAGAUCAUAGGAGGGCGGAGCUGAAAGCCUUUGAGGUUGAGACGGGGAUUCUGAAAACAUUCGAAGGACACUCACAGAUGAUCUUCAGCAUUGAUAUCUCUGCGGACGACACCCUGCUGGCCACGAGCGGGUCAUUUGAUGGAACAGCGCGGAUAUGGAACUUGAAGACUGGCAAACUUGUUGCUGGUCCAUUCAAGAGCGUUGGUGACGUCACCGCGGUUCGAUUCUCCCCAGAUUCAAAAAAGCUCGCAGUCGGGAUAAAUGAGGGAACGUGCCUUCAUGUAUGGGAUGUCCAAUCACAGAUAUUGGAUGCGAGCAUAGGGAAUCCCAACUAUCAAGGAAGAGCAAUCAGAUCCCCAUUGCCAAUUUUCUGGACAAACAAAAACAAAACCAUCGUAGCCACAUUCGAUUUCAAUUUCGCUGGUGUGGCAGAUUCUGAAUAUCCGGAUGGUGUCCCACAUGCCAAGACGAUCUACGAGUUUGACGCGGUUACGCUGGAGACUGUCGGAGCUCUCUUUGAAGGGCACAUCAAUCGCAUCACCGGUCUAGCACUUUCAUUCGAUGGAGCUCUCCUCGCUAGCGCUUCGGGAGAGAACACCAUCAAGCUUUGGGCUUUCGAGUCGCGACAGCUCCUUGCUUCCUUCGACGUUCGAAAUGUCUUUGCCCUUAUUCUCUCAUCCGAUUCACGCCAACUAGUUUACACGACAAACACCAAAGACGACUACAAGAUCUACAUCUGUGAUACUCCACCUGACAUCCUUACUCAGGCCCGUAUUAUUGCACACAAAAAGUCAGCCCACAGGAAUAUACUACAUUCUGAUGCAACUCGUCGUCCUCCUGCUGGGCAUCGCCGACCAUCGAUAUCCGCCAUACAUAUGGCGCCGAGACCUCCACCUAUAAGACAGCCGCAACCACCCCACUUUUCUUCGCCUCAGCAAAUUCCUUCGCUUCUCUCCUCGCGCGAACGCAGUCCCUGUUCGUCACAUCCAAUCUCGUGAUCCUCUAGAUGUAGGUUGCGACUCUCAUAUUUCACUUUCUGACAGUUGACUCCAUGAUGGCACAACAGGUCCCUGCUACAUUGCCCCUACCAUCCUCUCUCUCAGAUCAGGUCCCAACUCGAUUUGAUCGUGUCAGUCUUCAAUUUCUAUAAUAAAUGCGCAACAUGUGAUUGACCCAGUGC
Suillus subalutaceus is the source of this 1518-nucleotide messenger RNA. RefSeq names its product WD40-repeat-containing domain protein. The record is from RefSeq and is a predicted model, not a curated record. The coding region runs from base 77 to 1336 and encodes 419 amino acids. Gene Ontology annotation, molecular function: protein binding. The transcript has 3 exons. Lineage: Eukaryota; Fungi; Basidiomycota; Agaricomycetes; Boletales; Suillaceae.